CUCGGACCCCACGAGAAGUUCGGAAACCCGUUUGGGAACAAAAACGACUACCAGAAACAGAAGCUCCCCGAAGACAUCGGGACCCCACUCGACGACGAGAUCAGCAACCUAUUGACGACUGACGCCAAGCAACAAACCGUCGGGGACGCAGCCGGCCUCAUAGAGUCCAAUGUGAAAGCCAUCAAGGCCGAGGGCAGUCUGAAAGUGGACGACGGCACCGCUGCGGGUGGGGCCACUGCGUUCCACACUGCGGGCCUCGCCAAUAGCAGCGACGAUGCUGCUGCUGGCGUCGCGGUGGCCAAAGGUAAGCUUGCGUCGAACAUACAGCUUGUGAACCCUACCGGGUUCAACGGGAAGUGGGAGUUGUUCUGCGAGAACAAGGGCGUGUCUUCCAUGCACACCAUCCUGUUGCCCAAGGUGAACAAGGUUUUGAUGUAUGACGCCACGAUCUGGAGGGUGUCGAAGAUCCUCUUACCCAACGGACACUGUCGUGUGUUGAAUGAGAAGACAGGGGAGAAGGAUUGCUACACGCACUCUGUUUUGCUCGACAUGAAUACCACCCAACUCACGCCACUUGAGGGAGGAGCUAAUACAGUACUUGGAAACUUUCCCAGGCUGCAUUUGGAGGAAUACCCCAAUGCCAUUGCUGCUCCUAGAUGGUAA
Molecule: messenger RNA, 663 nt
Organism: Linum tenue
Lineage: Eukaryota; Viridiplantae; Streptophyta; Magnoliopsida; Malpighiales; Linaceae
Source: the annotation of a GenBank genome assembly